GGUGCUAGGUGUAUGUAGCUGGUGGUGAAACGGAUAGUUGCGAGGUGGACAGCGAAUCUCAGAGACGGCGUCGUUUGUUAAUCCUCGGAGUCAGUCAAGUCGCAGACGAGUUGUUGUUGUUGUUGUUGUUUGUAUGUUGUGGCUCGUGUAAGAGGCCAAGCGAGCGGAUCGCGAGAGUGAAAGUGUGCGGGUUGGGGAUACUCGGUAUCCAGAGCGAGAUGCAAAUGCACAGGCUAUGUAAGCGGGGAAGAUGAAUGUACGAGGUGAGUAGACUCUGCCAACGAAGUCUGUUGUAGUUGAAGGUGAAGGUACAGCGCAGAAAUUCGAAGGAUCGUGGGAAGGGUGGCUCAGUCGGGGGGAAGGGAUCCAUGAAGUACUUUGGGGGGGGCGGUGCGACAGCCAGCGCAGGGCAGCUAGUUGGGCCUACGAAUUCAGACCAACUCAGGCCAAGGCACUCUCAGCUCCCACUUCGCAGCGCACCACACGCGCCAAAGCACUCAACGCCAGGCACGAGUUUUUACUGGGCGCCAAGGCGAGACUGGCCGAGAUUGACCAGGGCUCCCCCCAAAGGAUCCAGCGCGCCCCCCCAGGAACGGCCCCAAGUGCCGCCAGGCACAAACGCAAAGCGGCGGGGAGGGGCCAGAAACAGAGGGAGGGGGAGCCAGGAGACCCAAAGCCCUAGGAGGCGCGGUACCUGCGACAUGGAAUGCGCCCAGCCCGAAGCCAUGUCUCGGGUACCGGUGACCUGGCAACCGGCUUCGCGACACACACUCCAGACACCAGACCACCAGGGCUCUGCACCAGACGUCGCGCGGAAAUUACCACGAGCCCAACUUCAGGCACACUCCCGAUGGGGCCUGUCUGCCCUGGCCUGGCUCGGCCUGGCCUCUGCUGCGUUCUGUCGUGCCUCAGCGUGGGCCGCCAGGCCUGGGCCUUUCCACCGACGACGUCGUACUAUAGACGCCGACCCGAUGCGACGUUGA
Molecule: messenger RNA, 983 nt
Organism: Ilyonectria robusta
Lineage: Eukaryota; Fungi; Ascomycota; Sordariomycetes; Hypocreales; Nectriaceae
Exons: 1
Coding region: 369-983 (204 amino acids)
Source: RefSeq, a predicted model, not a curated record